This is a messenger RNA of Penicillium maclennaniae, 291 nucleotides long. RefSeq lists its product as uncharacterized. Bases 1 to 291 code for a protein of 96 amino acids. Lineage: Eukaryota; Fungi; Ascomycota; Eurotiomycetes; Eurotiales; Aspergillaceae. The record is from RefSeq and is a predicted model, not a curated record. The transcript has 2 exons.
AUGCAAGACAAACUCAGUAAGCACAAAGAAAGAAACCGAAAGGCGUCGAAGAUCGACUGGAACAACAAAAGCGCGCUGGAAGUGAUCAUGUUUACCCUCAAUCCACAAAAUUGUGCUAGAUUCACAGUGACACUUGGAAAUGUCAGUGCCAAUGCCGAUGAUGCUUACAAACAUCUAUAUGCUGGAGGCAACGGCUUUGGCUGUGAUUACCAUGCACCUUAUAGGCAGGCUGUUGGGAUGAUCUGGGGGCUAUGUCAGCAGAAGGGUGACCUCGAGGAAAGAAAUCUUUGA